Nicrophorus vespilloides is the source of this 907-nucleotide messenger RNA. RefSeq lists its product as uncharacterized. NCBI's taxonomy places the organism in Eukaryota, Metazoa, Arthropoda, Insecta, Coleoptera, Silphidae. The transcript has 2 exons. The record is from RefSeq and is a predicted model, not a curated record. The coding region runs from base 91 to 891 and encodes 266 amino acids. Gene Ontology annotation, molecular function: protein binding.
GUUAUCUAUUUUAUCACUCAUUUGUUGAACUUUUAGAUUCUCAAAUCGAACGAAAUUAGUACAAAAUCGUAUUGCAAUAGUUAAGCAAAAAUGCAUCUUUUGAAUUAUUAUUGCUUGAUAGUAGUUUUUGUAAGCCGCACGAGCGCUUUGAAUUCAUGUUCUGGGCGUCCUCCGUUGUUAUAUUCCAGUUUGGAGAAUUGUUGUGGUUUCUUAAUGAACAAAACGGAUGAACAAAAUUUAUAUUUAGACGAUUGUUGGGGCACUCUGCCUUUCCUCUACGACAAGGACGACUUAGAUAGUUUAACUGUGAGCAAUAGUUUUAUUAAUUGGAAUCCAGAGAGCAAAAUAUUUACGCAGGACGUUUCAAUUAAGGAGUUGAAAGUUAUUAAUAGUAAUAUAAAGAGCAUAGGAGAAGAAAAUUUUAUAAAUUUACACAAAGUCGAAAUAAUUGACUUAAGUUACAACGAUAUUGCUGAUAUUCGAUUGAACACGUUCACACAUGAAAACUUGCCGAAUUUGAAGGUAAUUAAUUUGACUGGAAAUCCAUUGAGCGAGGAAUCGUUAUUAAUACUUAAAGAGAUCAGCAAACGAUUCGAGGAUAGAGAGGAGAGCGUUGGAAUCUACGUGUAUUUUAUCAUAGCCUUUGAAAUACUUGCAAUUAUUGGAUUAUCUUAUGGAAUUUGGAAGAUUUCGAAGUUGUCGAAACGUAAAAGUAUACCUGUUGCUACAAGAGAGGACCAUGAUAAUUCUGCUUUACAAUUAGAAUUGGAGGAUCAGCAAUUACAUAGAUUUGAGUUUGAACCAAAAAGCACCUAUUCUUCAUUUAACUCUCCAGUAUUAUCAUUAAAUGGAUACGAGUAUUAUGAUGGGGAUAACGAAGAUAAAUUAUAAUAAGUUAAAAAGUUCG